UGUGUGUCCCACAUGACCCUUAACAAUUUGCUAAAGGGUCAAAGCUUCAUUUUCAUACUGUUUUUUUUUUUAUGUGUUUCGCGGCUAUCUAACAAAGCAACCAGUGGACAGUCAGAUUUACAAAGUCACGUUUAAAGACUUGCUUGUAACGGAGGGAACGUUUUCUUCUAAGCGUGAGGAAAUUUUAGAAAAAGCUUGACUUCAGCUUAAUUGUUUUGGGAAAAUUUGGCGUCCUGGCUUCAAAAUUUGGCCCUCCUUUGCAACUCCACAAAGUGAAGGUUGAUAUGCCACAUCAGUGAUGGAGCCCAUGACGGUGACAACGUCAGUGGUUGAACCCGAUGAGUUUGACCGCAAUGCCCCACGGAUCUGUGGAGUGUGCGGGGACAAGGCCACCGGUUUCCACUUCAACGCCAUGACCUGUGAGGGCUGCAAGGGCUUCUUUAGACGCAGCAUGAAACGUAAAGCCACCUUCACCUGUCCAUUCAACGGGAGCUGCACAAUCACUAAAGACAACCGACGCCACUGCCAAGCCUGUCGUCUGAAACGCUGCAUCGACAUUGGCAUGAUGAAAGAAUUUAUACUGACAGAUGAAGAGGUCCAGAGGAAAAGGGAAAUGAUAAUGAAGAGGAAAGAAGAGGAGGCAGCCCGGGAGGCACAGAGGCCACGGCUGAAUGAGGAGCAGGCUCGGAUGAUCUCCAGCUUGGUGGAAGCUCACCACAAGACCUACGAUGCCUCCUAUACUGACUUUUCACGCUUCAGGCCUCCAGUGCGUGACGGCCCCGUAACACGCAGUGCCAGUAGAGCUGCUUCCCUUCACUCGCUGUCUGAUGCCUCCUCUGAUUCAUUCAAUCACUCACCUGAAUCGCUGGACACUAAGAUGAACUUCAGUAACCUGCUGAUGAUGUACCAGGAUGGAGCGAGUAGUCCCGACUCCUGCGAAGAGGACACGAAGCUCUCCAUGCUGCCCCACCUGGCUGACCUGGUGUCCUACAGCAUCCAGAAAGUCAUUGGAUUUGCCAAGAUGAUUCCAGGCUUCAGAGAGCUGACCGCUGAGGACCAGAUUGCUCUGUUAAAGUCGAGUGCCAUUGAGAUCAUCAUGCUGCGCUCAAACCAGUCGUUCAGCCUGGAGGACAUGUCCUGGAGCUGCGGGGGAGCAGACUUUAAAUACUGCGUCAACGAUGUUACUAAAGCUGGUCACACCCUUGAGCUGUUGGAGCCGCUGGUAAAGUUCCAAGUUGGUCUGAAGAAACUCAACCUGCACGAGGAGGAACACGUGCUGCUCAUGGCCAUCUGCCUGCUGUCUCCAGACCGCCCUGGUGUGCAAGACCAUGCUCGCAUAGAGCAGCUGCAGGACCGUCUGUCAGAGGCGUUACAGGCCUACAUCCGGGUCAACCACCCAGGCGGACGCCUCCUCUACGCCAAGAUGAUCCAGAAGCUGGCUGACCUGCGCAGUCUGAACGAGGAGCACUCCAAGCAGUACCGCUCGCUCUCGUUUCAGCCCGAGCACAGCAUGCAGCUCACCCCACUGGUGCUGGAGGUGUUCGGCAGUGAGGUGUCAUAGCUGAGGAAGAGGAGAAAGAAUCUUUUCUUAGACACAGACUCAUCAAAUACAGGAUAAUUAACAAACUCUGCUACCUUUUCCUCAACUAAACCGAAGGCUUCACAACACCCUGGACACUUGGGGAGAAGACGGAUGAUCACAUCUUCCCUCUAUCUUCACCUCUUUCAUCAUCUAUUGAUUCCUCGCUUUCCUGGAGGAGCGAAACCAAAUGUCGGCCAUAACUGGAUCUCCUGAUUCACAAAUAUAAAUCUGCUGCUGGAUCACCACAAUCUCUAACCUCUUUGCUUUUCCAAAUAUCCCAACUCACAUUUUCACCCUUUCCACAACUACAGAAUCCAAAUGUCUCUCCCUCUUAUCAUCAUAACUGUUCUUCAUGUUUAAAUGGCAAUGACAGAAAACCAUGCUCAGAUUUACAACUUUUACUCAUGCUGGGUUAUGUUAUAUAAAUAGCUCUGACCUUUUGUUGGUUUACAGAUUUUAAUAGCAAAAUCGUCCAAAUAUAUUCAACAUCAGCAACCAACCAUCGCAGGAAAUAGAAAUACUCUUUAUGAUGGGAGCCGUGCAUUCAUGUUAAUGGCUUCCCCUGUAGAAAACAUAUGAAGACAGAUAUUUUUACAAAAAUCUUGUAAUUUGGGAAUGAUGAGAAGAAAGGAGCACUUUGAAAACACAAGAGGAUGUUAGGUAGAUGGAUGGAAGGGGAUGCUACAUAUGUACAAUUAACAAAAGAAGAAUGUAUGUAUAAUUUUAAGUUGUAUAAGCUGUACGAGCUCAAACAUUUGGACAUGUCAAAUGCUUAGCUUGUACUGUAUAUAUAAAAAAAAAAUACUUCUGAGAGGGUUAAAUAAUAAUAAUAAUAAUAAUAAAUAGGAUGUUAAGGCCCCUCCUCAGAUAUGUGUGUAUAGGCCACCAUAUAAAAACCAUGUACACACAUGCACUGAGACGUGUUAUGAGGAGUCUCUUAUUUUUGCUACAUGUGUACAGUGUGCAGGAAUAUUGAUGGACCACAAGGGGGUGUGUACGCAGGCUCUGACUGAACAUAUUAUGCAGCAAAGCUUUGUUGUGCUCUCUGAUUUUUGGACCUGUGAAGUUUGUAGGCUGACAUACACAAAGAUAAUUUCCUGUUUUGUGGAUGGCUACUUUUUCAGAAAAAAAAAAUUCAAACAAAAUAUUGUUGUUGGGCUGAUGGGAUUGCUGCUAAGACAGAGCUUAGAUAGUUGGACAGAAACCAGCUGCCAGCUGUUGCCUCAGGGAAAGUUUGUCUGACAAUAUUGUGUUCUCUGGUUUUUAUGGUGUGUGUGUGUUUGGCGUAAGCUUACAAUCAGGAGAGGGAGAUUUCAAAGAGUUUUUGAAGCUCAAGGCAUCACUGUGAUUUCAAAUUAUACUGAAUAACAGCAAAAGGAAGCUAAGAGAAAAACAUUUCUGUAAGAAAAUACACAACAUUCUCUAUUUGUGAAACAAACAUCACUAAAUUAUUUCACAUGGUCAUAUAGUCUGUAAGAUAAUAUAAUUAAAACAUUUGAGCUCUUUAUUAAAUUAGUAGAAGCCUUAGAUUGAACGUUUUUAGGGGAACAUAAAUCUUCUAGAGGAGUGGUUCUCAAAAAUUUUUAUAACAGAUUAAAUAUUCCCUUUUCCAAUUACCAGCAUAGCUGGAGACAUUUUACAGUAGCGCAACAGGACUUUGAAAAUAAAAAAUAUGGAACAAAAAUCUUAUUUAGUGGCACUUCAUGGUUGGAUGAAGGAUGUAAUUAUUACAUUUUUCCUUAAAAGUUAACAUUUCCAGGUUUCAGAAUGUAAAAAUGAACACAAAGGUCUCCUAAAGUCAGAGUUUUAAAAGUACAAAAUGCAGAGAAAUACAUAAUUGGCUUAUAUUGCUAACAGUAAUUAGCUUGAUCACUGAGCAUACCAGUUAGCAAAUCCCACUGGUUUUUGAACUUGGAACUGGAACACAGUAAACCCCUUACAGCGUGAAAUUUAAAGUUAAAGACUGUGUUUUUUGCUUUCAAACUGAUUAUAAAUUAGAGAUUUAUUUGCAUUUGUAGGUACGCAAAUCUGCUAAAUUAAGGCAACAUUUGGGUCCGACCACUAAAUGGUGGCAAAGUGCUGGGUGGUAUGUGUUACAUAUGCAUAAACAGGCAUUAGUCCUAUGUGUGUGUAUGUAUAUAUAUAUAUAUUGUUUUUUUUUUUUUUGGCUUCACAUUUUAUUUAUUUUCUUUUUUUGGAUUUACCUUGCCAAUAAAUUAUACAAAAAAUUGUUAGGUCCAAUAAAGCUAGCCCAGGUGCCACCACCAGUACUUGUAGGGCAGUUUGAGAACCAUGGCUCUAGGGGGGGGAGCAGUGUUUAAUUGUAAAGGGCAUAGACACGGCGCAUGAGAAUGACUUUUACACUGACAAGAAAGCUAUCUUUUGUCAUCACCUUUAUGUCAUUUCAAUACCAGCUGCAUAAGCAAGCUUUUUAACACUACAUAUCUAUUGUUUCUGUUGAAAUGGCAAGCUCACACCUCAUGCAGGCCUGGAUCACCCCCUUGUGGAGAAGCUUUGUAAAUACCACUUUCUUAGUCUGUACAUAGAAGCUGAUGUAGGUAAAUUACUAAGAGAACUAAGUUGUUGAUGGGAAGAUGCUUUGGAGAUGCUAGGCUAUAUGCAAGAGAAACUCUUACAGUGUAUUCAACUUGAGUGGACAGAGAUGCUCAAUAUGACCGACUCAAUGAGUUGUUUAUGUUGCCGGAAUCUUUUUUUUGUUUUUGACGUAUGGAGGGUUAGGAUCAGCAUCCAUCAAACACUAAUUUGGAGCACAUUUUACAGAUGGACACUGAUAUAAUCCCUUUAGAAAGGGAUGGAAAUGACAAUAUGAUAUCUCAAUUUUAAAUUCAUUGAACAUUCCCAGAAUCGUAUAAUCAUCCAGAACUCACCCUAACAACUCAUUAAGUUGUCAUUAUUAAGCGUCUUUCUGUCCAUUCCUGGAUUCUGGAUGUACGUCUUUCCUCUCUCUCUCUUUUUCAACCAAUAGGCUUUUGAUGAUAUAUACAUAAUAUUUUCUUUUUGGUAAAUAUCCGAUUUCUUCUGUCUGUCGUGAUUGUUGAUUUUUAACAUGUGUCAGGGGUUUGCUGUCUUGCUCGGGAGCAUUGCUAAAUGAUGCUCAGAUGAGCAGAGUGGACCUAUGGAGCCCUUUCCAAGUGUUUGUCGAAAGGUUUUAAAACCCCCAGCUAUGUCAGCGAGGGAUCGCAAAGACACUUGCCCCGGAGCUCGAUGGGGAGAGCUAAAUCAUUUCAUCUGUAGAACUGCAGUCCACGUAUGCAUCAUCUUUUUUUCAGGAGCUAAUUUCAAAAACUGCCAAGUGAUCAUUAAUAACACUGCCUCAACUGGUUGGAUACAGGAUGUAUCUAACUGCAAAUCUUUGCAGCAGCAGCUAUGGUGUGCCUCUUUAUUCAUCAACCAGCCAUGUAACCACCUCUUCUUCUUCAACAGCCAGUUGCAACAACUCUUCUCUGCAUAGCUUUAAGUUAGCAGCCAGCCAAGCUCUGCUCUGGAAAUCUGUGACACACCAAGACCUGAUCGGAGUCUGAUAUUUGAAGGCGCACAGUCAGGUUGGACCUCCACAAUACUGUGUAGAAUUUGUACAAAGACCGUAGGAUAGCGAGUAUUUUUAAACCGAGAAUCACCACAUGUAGACGUAGUGACUCGCUGUACAGGCAGAGUGCGCAGAGACUGACUGACCGACCGAGACGUCGCCUCUAAAAUCCAAAGUGGGACAUUAUCUUUCUUUGUACUCUGUGUCUCACUUUGCAGCUCUCAAGGUUCUGAUUUUUAACAAAUCAUGGUUUGUUUCAUAAUGAUAGUCGUGUAAAGACGUUUUACGUUCAGCAUCUACAUCACUUAAAGGAAUGCAGGUCAGGGUGACGGGGGGAGAGUCUGCAGGGGGUUUUAGGGGUUCAAUAUGUGACACAUUAGUUAUUUACCUCUGGGAAAUCUUUCUUUGUAUCUGGGUCAAAUUUAGAUAUCUACUACACCUCUAAGACGUAGCUUUUCUUCUUAGGUUUUUCUCAUUGUUAAGCAACUUUAAAGUUCAUUUGUAGGUCUGAUUUAUGAGUGCCCCAAAAUCUUUGAAGUCUCUCCCUUCUUUACCCAUCGUCACCUCAAACCAGGUCCGCAGCUCCACCUCAGUAGCCUUAUUUACAAAGACCUCACUAAGCUGGAAACAUUUAACAGAUACCUCAGUAAUUUACAGUGUAGACUUUUCACAAUAGCCUUUAAAGCGAACCAGACAUAUACUUCUACCACACACACACACACACACACACUCAUCACAUCACAACUCUCUUCUCAGAAACUUUCAGUGUUUUUAACCUCAAGUCAGCUUCAAACUUUUAACCAGCUCUUGUAUAAUGAGGGAAGUCCGGUAGAAUUCUGUUUGCUAGUCAGUAUCCAAGUGGAUCCCAAUGUUUCUAUAAGUUAACCGUCUCUCUGCUUGACUCACUCAUCUCUGCCUUGUUCCGGAUUCUUUUCUCCUCUUAAUUGUUUGUUUCUGUUGGUGUUCUGCUGACCUCGGCACCGCGUUUAACCAAAAAUACUACCUCUCCUGUCUGCACAUAUAAAUAUAUAUAUUUUUUGGGUUGCAGCAUGAUUGUGUAAUGUAAAACAUAUUUUUUUAUUUUAACAAUAAUCUAGAAGUUUUUAUGUGUGUAUUUGUACAGUAGAGUCGGGGGGGUUUUUAAAUGCUGGACAAUUUUAUUUUUUUUUUUUGUACAUCAGAUCUCUAGGAAGCCUACAAAUCUUAAAAUCCGCAGUGUGGAACUUUAGCUCCCCCUACUGGCUGGUAGAAUAAUUUCAGAUAAAUAGACGUGUACAGGAACAAAAAUAUGCUUGGUUUCACUGUUGCUCACUUUUUUCCCUGGGCCGUAACAAACUUUCAUAACAUAACUAACUGCUUUUAUCUACUUUUUUCUGACGCUCUGAUGAACCUAUUAUUUCAUAUUGGUGUAAAUAUGACUCUCAGAGAUAUAUUUAUUCUGCAUCUAAAAGUUCCUACAUUUGCAAGGCAUCAAAGCAAGUGUUACAUUGUUCUAUAAGAAGUCUUGGACAGUAAACAUAGUAUCUAGUUGUUUUAUUGUUUGCAUGAUAAAACAUCUUACAGAGCAGUGACGUAAAGGUUCCACAUUGUCAGGUCCUUUAAUUAAAAGCAUGCUCAUCAGUCCCACACGUCGACUUCAUCAGUCCCACACGCCAAAAUCGACUUUUUCACUGAAGUGUAGAAAUGCAUGUUAAUAUCCUUGCAUGCUAACUAAGGCUUCAUUCAUAUAGCAAUCCAUAGUGCAAAUAAUUUUUAGCUUCCUCAUCUGUGUGAGUUUGAAAAGUAAAAUGCUUUUUUUUUUUAAAUCUUGAUUAAUUGGACCUAUAGCACAGAACCAGCCUCUAUCUCGCUGUACCUGCUUUAUACAGCCGUUGGUCGCCACAGUAGCUUCAGUGGCUCGGCAUGACAACCGAACUCUUCAGCGUUCUCUCACAGAACUGGGUUAGAAAUGCCUGAGAAACAGAUCUGCGCCAUGUGUAAAAUGCUUUAAUUUCUAAUAAUUUGGUUCCUAUAAACUUUUAUUAAAAAAAAAAAAAAAAAAGCACAGCCACACUUAUUGGCACCCUGGUAAACAUGACUUAAAAUACGUUUGUAUCUUAAUGUAUUAAUGUAAUAUACCUCUUAAGCCCCAACCCCCAGUACUGAGGAAAGACUUUAACUCUUGCUUUCUUCUGGUUUCUUUACUACAAGUUCCAUUAGUUAAACAUAAACAUAUGUUGUAUCCACAGUAAUCUUAGAAUCUUUGCUAAAAGCAGAUAUAAACAAUUUCUACAAACACCAAAAACACUUCAAACUAAAGGCAGUUGAAUCAGAAAAUAAACUCCACAAAAUGACGUAACCACAAAAUUUGGUCUCAGCUGUUCAUCACACGGCUUCUACACACACAACCAGCAUGUCUGCUGUAAGCAGAGAGCUCACAGAUUCCAAAACAUACAUUUUGUUGCAAUCCACCCAGGUUUUACUCAACCAGCAGCAAAGGAAGACCAGAAUUAUCACUCCGAUUUGAAAAACAUAACAUAAUAAUUGUUUAGAUAAAGGAUAUCUAUUCUCUGAACAAUACAGUUAGAUUUGCACAUGUUGUUUUGAGCUCAAACUUCACAAAAACCCCUCUGGGCUUAAGAGGUUAAUACCCUGGGGAAACAGAAAGACAUGGACUACUAAGCAGAAGUUCCUUGAAACUCAAAUCAACUCAACAAAGUAAAAGCAUGAAGUAUGGGUAAAAGUACCAACAAUUGUGCCACCAGUGAUUUUGUUUAAUACAUUUAUUUCUAAAUAUGGGAGUUUAUGUCCUAAUUUAAUAAGUAUAAUCCGCUUAAACGUUUGAUUUUAAAAAUGUUCUGUGUGAUUAUAAGACUAAAGAAUAGAUGAUUUUCUUGAAAGAAAAAAAAACUUCAGAGCUACUAAACUAACAGCUGAAUUGGUGCAGUACAAAAAAUACAUCCAAUUGCAACUUGUGCCAAAACGUUUGCCUUAAAAAAACGCUCAGAUCAGAAUAAAAUUUGACCUUUGAGUACCGUCAGAUCAGGAGAGCUGUAGUCAGACUUUAAAGUGUUGUGCUCUAAUAUCAGCAACAUGACAAGCCUGGAGAACCCAGCGACCCUCAGUGAACUUGUGUGCCACCUGGUUUCCUGUGUACCUUCUCUCGCUGCUCAGCCGUCUGAUAGCUGUUUGCAACAUUGGGAUCCCGAUUUAGUUGAGCCAAAGUAGUGUUUUGUUUUCUUUGCAGCCAGACACACACUCACUCACUUUCACAUUUAUACUGCAGCCUAUCACACUAAGCACUCUGCCUUCUUUCACUCACCCCCUAGGUGACUCUGAAUGGUUUUUCUUUUUUGGUGCUUUGAGUCCGUUUUCAGGCGACCGAGCCUGGGAACGUGUAUGCUGUGAAUCAAAAACAUAGCAGAUCUGAUAUUUAUUCAGGCCGUUUUGAUGCUUGAGGAGUUCAUUGUUUUUUGGCUUUUGUGAAUAAGAAAUGUUGUAAGUUUCACUUCAGUCAAAGGGAAUAAAAUAUAAAAAUCUUUAAAUUUAGUUUUAAUCUGAAAAACAACAGGAUACACAAACAGUGUGUUUCACCACAAACCAUUCUGUCAAAUAGUGUUUAUCUCUUGCAGAAUUGUUCUGCUUUUUCUUGUCAUACUUUCAGGUCAUCAAACUAAUUUUAAUAUCAGACAAAGAUAACCUCACCACACACAUAAAUCUAUCCAAAAAAACCCAGCCCUAUGUGAUUAAACAUGUGCUUAAACUUAAGGUCUCAAACCAACGGCUCGACAAUCUCUUCUAGCGUUUCCCUCUAGAAUCAUCUGCUUAUGGUUCAGAGCAGAUGAUUCCAUCAGUGGCAAGUCAUCUAGGUACUGAAAAAGCAAUAUCAGAUGAGCCUUUAUGCUCUCUUUGGUCAGUGGUGGUUUGGCUUUGAAACUCUCCAAUGGAGGCCAUUCAUGUCAGGUCUCUUAUAGUUUCAUCAUGAACACUCCCCCUAACUGAGGCAAGUGAAGCCUGGAGUGCCCUGGAUGUUAUUUUAUGACCACCUUAAUGUUGUUGAUGCAGUCUUAGAGUAAUAUAGUGUGCCGCUAUUUGUGCAUAAUGUCUUUCACUGUGGUCCCUGAAACCCCGAAGCCUUACAAAUGGCUUUGUAACCAUUCCUAAAAUGACAGAUGUCAGUGACUUUAUCAGUUAUUGGAUUUCUAUAGAUUGGGACCCGGUUUGUUGCUUUUUGAGUUACUUCUUCACACAGUUGGUUAGUUGUUUUGAUAGGUGUUUACCCUUGAGAAGUAAAAUUAUAAUUUGAAUACCACAUUUUGCAUAUCCUCAGGUUAUUUUUGUCUGAUAUAAAAAUUAGUUUGAUCUAAAACAUUUAAGUGUGCCAAAAAAGCAAUGAAAUAAGGGAUCAAAUACUUUUUCACUGCAUUGUUUUUUCGAGUUGGUCUACCUUGUGAAGAGCAGCUUCAUACAGUCACUUUUUUUACUCCAGUUACCUGAUGGACAGUUGUUUUUCAAGACUGAUUGUCAUCUGCUGCUCUGACUGUGUUUCUAGGCUACCUCUUUAAAUACGUGCUUGCUUGCUCUCACACAUACUCACGCACACACAGGAGCUGCAGUGGAACUCCUUGUUGAUAACCCACACACUCACUUAGACAAACACACACGUGUGCACUUCUCGUUCCCUCACCAGCAGUUUUUUGCCAAUGAUGCACUUGUGUUUUUGUCUCUUUAAUGUUCUGCGAAACGUAUGAAGUCUGAAAAUGAUUACUCAUCUUAUGUACCUCUUCUUGCUUUCUUUUGUUUUUUUGUAGCAAAUCUCAAAAGUAUCUAAGACGUUUGGACAGGUGAUUUAAAGAAAAUUGUAAAUCAUGUAUAUUUAAAAAAAAAAAAAAAAUCUUGUCCUUUUCAAAGGAAAAACAUGAUUGCACAUUGUGCUCUUCUCAGUUUUACCUUGGUGUGCCUAAAACCCACAGCCUUAUUUUGGGGUUAUAUCAGGGGUUUUCAACUAGAAUACAAGGCCUUCUGUAUCGUCUUUGUCUCUCUCCUCAUAUCCACACAUUUGUUAAUUAGAUCAGUUAUUGUAACAAGCCAGAAGUAGCUCUUUUGUAGAUGCAUGCCCCGCAGAGGGAUGUGCUCAGUCACGGUUUAUGUUGGCUGGGAUUCCCCUUUUAUUUAUUCCCCCUUCUGAGAAAACGUCCGAAUAUGUGUCAGAUAACCGAAAGGAAAAUAAAAUUUGUUGUUCUGAUGUAGCAAAACAUAAUAAAAUUCAGAGUUUUAUGUAAUUUGACUUAAUUUAAGCUUGUUUGUAUGAAUGUCCUAUAAACAGACCUAUUCUAAUAAUUGUGUGAGAAGCAGAUGUUUAAGUCAGUUUAUUUAAUGGAGAGUUCCAAGAUAAGCAUCUUUAUCCGCCAGUCUUGCACACCACCAUGCAGUAAAACCACCAGCCCGUAGUGCUUCUAGCUGAAAUCAGAACCCACUGCUGCCACAGCAUUGCUGUUGAUGACCUCAUCGAUAGCCUUAUAGAAAAGAAAUAGUGUUUCACAUAAAGUACCUUAAACAAUGUCUCUAUUUUUGCUCAAAUCACCACCUGUUUAUAUAUAUUUUUUGUUUUAUUUAUUUUGGUGUUGCUCCUUUUGCUCCUUUCAUUUAUAAGCGGAUUCUUUUGAUUACCAUUACUGUAAGUAGUAAGCGAUUAAUAAUGUUUUUCUUUUUUUCUGGGAAUCACAAAUAAAACAGCUGUACAUAACGAUGCUAAA
Messenger RNA from Girardinichthys multiradiatus, 10864 nucleotides. Its product is annotated as vitamin D3 receptor A. Gene Ontology annotation, molecular function: nuclear receptor activity; zinc ion binding; vitamin D response element binding. NCBI's taxonomy places the organism in Eukaryota, Metazoa, Chordata, Actinopteri, Cyprinodontiformes, Goodeidae. The transcript is spliced from 10 exons. The coding region runs from base 299 to 1561 and encodes 420 amino acids. Gene Ontology annotation, biological process: negative regulation of transcription by RNA polymerase II; cell differentiation; positive regulation of transcription by RNA polymerase II. Gene Ontology annotation, cellular component: nucleus. The record is from RefSeq and is a predicted model, not a curated record.